This is a messenger RNA of Babesia bigemina, 882 nucleotides long. RefSeq lists its product as hypothetical. The transcript is spliced from 2 exons. NCBI's taxonomy places the organism in Eukaryota, Apicomplexa, Aconoidasida, Piroplasmida, Babesiidae. Bases 1 to 882 code for a protein of 293 amino acids. The record is from RefSeq and is a predicted model, not a curated record.
AUGCAAUGUACCACGAUACACUGUGCACCCAAAGGUUGGCGUGAUUUAGAAGCCGCGAUCGAGAACGUCCGGCGGCACAAGUUGGGACCUCACAGUGCAUCCAGUGGCGGGUCUCGCUGGACUCCGGUGGCACUGGUGCUACUGAUCGUAUGCGCUGGCGUUGCGACAGUGGUGUACGUGGAGACCGUCCGCUCAUCACUGCUGGACGCUACAGGUAACGCUGCUGGAGUUAUACUGCACAACCGGGCGUUCCACGACCAGUCCAUGGUCUUCCUGCGGCGGCUGGCGGAGGACUUCCUGAACAGCGCGGAGACGGAGGAGCUGCUGAAGCGCAAGGUGGAGCAGCUGCUGUUGAGCUCCGGUGAAGUUCUGCGCGACACCGUGAUUCGUCUGCUGCACCAUGACGAGGUCACUAAGACAGCGUACGCCUUCAGCCGCCAGAUCACAGAAGACCUCUGCAAGGACGAAGAGGUCAUUGAGUAUGUGGGACAGCUACUAUUGGACGCAAUCAACACUAAGACGGCCGUGGAUGGUGCCGCGAAGUGGUUUGUGGACAUCGCUGCACGCGACGACACUGUUGAGGCCAUCGAGCGUCUGCUGUGCGAGCGUGUCUUGUCGAACGCCAACGUGCAUGCGGAGGCCCUCGACCUGAACGCCCGUAUCACCAAUGUUCAGUGCAAGUCUGUGACUUCGCAGUUCCUGAGCGCGGAGUCGACCAAGCGGGAGUCGGUCGCGUUCAUCAAGUCCGUCCAGGACCGCCCGUCGAUCCACGCCCACCUAUCGCAGGCGCUCAUCGAGGUGCUCAAGCAGAGCUUCUACCCGCGAUGGCCGAUUUUUACGACUUGGGAAUUUAAUGGUGCCACAGGUUUGUGGAUUGCAUGA